AUGGCCAACGAAGCAUUUACUGUCGCACGGGACAAGUUACCCGGACCCAGAGACAGCACGAUUCUCAUUACUGGAGGUGCCUCAGGAAUUGGUCUCCAAACAGCAAUUCUGCUGCAUAACCUCGGCAACAAUGUUGUGAUUGUCGACAGAGCACAACCUCAUGCUUCAGCACCGGCAUCGUUGAUAUCUUCAUCACGAUUUUUAUACCAACAGGCCGAUAUCACGCAAUGGAAAUCCCAAAGAAGUGCAUUUGAAGCCGCAGUCAAGAAGUUCGGGGCUAUUGACGGGGUUUUUGUAAAUGCUGGAAUUGCCGAGUACAAAGACCAGUUUUUCAAGGAUGAGUUGGACGCGGACGGCCUGCUCAAGGAGCCCGACAAGAGGGUGUACGAUAUAGAUAUGAACGCAGCAAACGACACUGCGAGGCUGGCGAUCUAUUACCUUCGCAAUAAGAAGUCGGGCAAAAAGCCAGGCGGGAGUAUUGUUAUGACUGCGAGUUUGGCCGGAUAUCUCGCUAGUGCUGGAGCACCACAAUACAGCGCAGCAAAACAUGGUAUCGUAGGCCUGAUGCGAGCGCUCAAGAAUGACACCGCCAAGCUCGACAUUGCGGUUUCGGUUGUCGCUCCUGGGAUUACCUUGACGGAUAUCAUAUCUGGCCGUAAUGAAGGAGAGUCGUUGAAGGACUGGGCUGUCAGAAUGAGAGGGCAAGGUGUUCCGAUUAAUGACCCUGCGGAGAUCGCGGAUGCAGUGGUUUAUCUUAUGAGUGAAGGCAUCAAAGCCAAUGGAAAGGGACUACUCAUCCAAGCGGGUCGUGUCGCAGACCUCGAAUUGGGUAUUGCUAAGACGAGGAAGCUUUGGAUGGGCGAUGAGAUGUUGAGAUUGUUCCGGGGAGGUAGGGAUGCCCCUUUAUUCCCAAACAAACUGUAA
Molecule: messenger RNA, 924 nt
Organism: Exophiala bonariae
Lineage: Eukaryota; Fungi; Ascomycota; Eurotiomycetes; Chaetothyriales; Herpotrichiellaceae
Exons: 2
Coding region: 1-924 (307 amino acids)
Cellular component (GO): cytoplasm
Molecular function (GO): oxidoreductase activity, acting on the CH-OH group of donors, NAD or NADP as acceptor
Source: RefSeq, a predicted model, not a curated record